Molecule: messenger RNA, 636 nt
Organism: Metarhizium robertsii ARSEF 23
Lineage: Eukaryota; Fungi; Ascomycota; Sordariomycetes; Hypocreales; Clavicipitaceae
Product: Heat-labile enterotoxin IIA, A chain
Exons: 2
Coding region: 1-636 (211 amino acids)
Source: RefSeq, a predicted model, not a curated record
AUGCCCUUGGAUGUGACAGGCGACAGGGUACUGACUGCGAGGUGGCAUCCGUACCUGUAUCACUCACGCAGAGUGGCCCACUAUCAGCAAACGAAUUAUGGGUGGGGCGUUGGAGGCAAGGUAUUGGACGCCUCCGUCACAGAAGACAAUGCACUCCGACCUUUGCAGCCCCAUGCCUCAGAGGAUGAUCAACGCAACCGCCUCACUGUCCGGCGGCGACGGGGCCAAGGCCUCCACCAUUAUGAAUUCUGCCUAUUCAAUCGCAUCCUACUGGCUGGUGGCGGCGACCCGGGCGAGGCUGCUUGCAGCCAUGGGGCCACUAGCGAAGAGGAGGGUGAUGUUGAGCUCCCGGGAUCCGGCUCUAGUCUCCCAAUCAAACCACGUAUCCUGAUGCAAGUCUCUGUUUUGAGCGCCUGUCCGUGCAUCACACAUACCGGGGCCUUGCCGCUGGAGAGUGCAGGUGAUAUGCCCAAAUUUGAUGGUAUCGACGGGAAGCGCGGCCAGGCCAGGCCAGACCUCAAUGAAGCAAGGAAAACACUCCGUAAUGAUAUGGUUGGAAGCCACAAAGCCCCCGUGCUGCUGGCAUCGGGCACUGGAAGACGGCGAUGGGCAACAUCUGAUGUUGAUCGAUAUUGA